This is a messenger RNA of Perca fluviatilis (European perch), 6435 nucleotides long. RefSeq names its product major facilitator superfamily domain containing 14Bb (gene slc71a2b). Bases 351 to 1790 code for a protein of 479 amino acids. Gene Ontology annotation, biological process: transmembrane transport. Gene Ontology annotation, molecular function: transmembrane transporter activity. Gene Ontology annotation, cellular component: membrane. The transcript is spliced from 12 exons. The record is from RefSeq and is a predicted model, not a curated record. Lineage: Eukaryota; Metazoa; Chordata; Actinopteri; Perciformes; Percidae.
CACGAAAAGGCGUUCGUUUUUCUUCCGAGACGGUCCCGUAGGGCGGCGUUUAAAACACUUUUGAAUGAUAAUUAACGGAAAUGAGCCGACCGCGCCGCUCAGCCGGGGAACUCCGGUGAAUAAAAACACGGUGACAAACUGUUAAAUUACAACCAGAGCGGAGGAAUUUCGGUGAAAAACAGAAGCUACCGAGCCUUUAGUUUACCGCUGUCAACGCUACAGCUGAAGUCGAUAGCGCAGACACAUAGUUAUAAUUCACACAGCGGGACACCCUGGAAGAGACGGAGAAACCUCAGGAGGAUGCUGAGCAAUACGAACUUGAUGUGAAAAUCGUUACGGCAAGAUGUGAGAUGAACCUGGAGAAAACUGCGACCGAGGCCAACGACAUAAUGUUGGUCCGGAGCUCGCACGGCCGAGCCAGAGUGACUCAUGCAGUGGUGGUGAUCUUCCUGGAGUUUUUCGCCUGGGGGCUGCUGACCACGCCCAUGCUGACUGUCCUCCAUGAGACGUUUCCUCAGCACACUUUCCUGAUGAACGGCCUGGUUCACGGGGUCAAGGGCUUUCUGUCGUUUCUGUCAGCUCCUCUGAUUGGUGCCCUGUCAGACAUCUGGGGCAGGAAGUCCUUCCUCCUGAUGACGGUCUUCUUCACCUGUGCCCCCAUCCCCUUCAUGAGGAUCAGCCCCUGGUGGUAUUUCGCUCUGAUCUCAGUCUCAGGAAUCUUUGCGGUGACCUUCUCGGUGAUAUUCGCCUACGUGGCUGACAUUACAGAGGAGCACGAGAGGAGCACCGCCUACGGACUGGUCUCGGCAACCUUCGCGGCCAGCUUGGUGACGAGCCCGGCCAUCGGGGCCUACCUGUCGGCACAGUACGGCGACAGCCUGGUUGUCCUGGUUGCCACGGUGAUCGCUGUGGCCGACAUCGCCUUUGUGUUCUUCGUGGUCCCCGAGUCGCUGCCAGACAAGAUGAGGCUGACGUCCUGGGGCUUCCCCAUCUCCUGGGAGCAGGCCGACCCGUUCGCGUCUCUGCGUCGGGUGGGGAAAGACACCACAGUGCUGCUGAUCUGUGUCACAGUGUUCCUGUCCUACCUGCCUGAGGCCGGACAGUACUCCAGCUUCUUCCUCUACCUGAGACAGGUGAUUGAGUUUUCUCCCGCAGCCAUUGCUGCCUUCAUCGCUAUGGUGGGAAUCCUCUCUAUAGUUGCUCAGACUCUCUUCCUUAGUGUUUUAAUGAGGACUAUUGGUAAUAAGAACACCGUUCUUCUGGGUCUGGGCUUUCAGCUCUUCCAGCUGGCCUGGUACGGCUUCGGCUCCGAGCCAUGGAUGAUGUGGGCAGCAGGAACGGUAGCAGCUAUGUCCUCCAUCACCUUCCCAGCAGUCUCUGCUCUGGUGUCACACUGUGCAUCCCCUGACCAGCAAGGUGUAGCCCAGGGGAUGAUCACAGGUAUCAGAGGUCUUUGUAACGGUUUGGGUCCAGCCCUCUACGGCUUUAUCUUCUUUCUCUUCAACGUGGAGCUGGACGAUAUGCACCCGGUGGCAGGACGACCCGCACAGAAAAUAGAGAAGUCGGUGAUUCCCGGUCCUCCCUUCCUGUUUGGAGCGUGCACCGUCUUAUUUGCCCUCCUCGUAGCCGUCUUCAUCCCCGAGCACCACCGAUUGGCUGAGGCCAAGACCUGCUCCACCCGCAAGUCCAGCAGCACCUCCACUGCACACGCUCAGAGCGCCAGCCCUCUGGCCACGCCCACCAGUGAUGCAGAGGACAUCGAGCCGCUCCUACAGGACAGCAGCAUGUGACAGACAGCCGGGCCGGCCAAUCGCAGCGUUGAGGUCGUGAGCACUGUCUGCUAGUCUCGCCCCUUUCCGAAUAAACCGUUUUCGGCUUUUAUUUUUUGAUUUCUUUAGAUCCAGACUGUUCAGAUUAAAGACUCAGGGAAUGUUGGGCAGCAAUCACACUGACGAGAUUUAUUUCUGUACAAUAUUUCUUCUCUUCGAUACAUUUACUGCCGUAUGUUUGUCGCACAACUUAAUUUCCCUUUUGGUUCAAACAAGUCUCAAAUUUAGACUUAGUUUAACAAUGUAGUUUAAAAUAUUCAAGGACUGGUUGAUUAUAGUCUGGUCCUUCCAGUUUUUUGUUAUUUUUGGUUCAAUAUCAAUUUUGUUGAUCCAACAACCGUAUAGAGAGACAGAAGUCAUUGAGAGAAAGAAGAGGUAAUGUUGCCUGAGAUCAAACUAGGAACAUGGCAGUUACACACAUUUUAACCACUCAAACACGAGGAUCUCAGCCUCUAAGUCCACCUUAGCUCCAUGUCACCGAACUAGUUUUGGUCUUUAGCUCCUCUAGUGAGAAGGUUGUGAGGCACAUCUGCUCCCAGUGUGACCUUAACCUCCUUCACCUGGUAGAUGACGGAGACGUACUCAUGUGAAAACGUACCGCUUGUGAUUUAGUUUAAAAUACUAUGAAGUAUAACCCACCAUGCAAAUCACUUUACUCAUGUGUUGUUGUUUUUUGCCGUCAGUCUGGUUGCCACCUAAACACUCUAGAGUCAUGGAGUCAUUUUGCAUCUGUAUCUGCUGCACCUAACUCCACCUGUCGGGUCUGCAGAAGUCAGGAGAUCAAACGCCCCCUUUUUGUACGGGACCAGCGGUGAGGUGGAGGUGUGUUGAAAUCUCCACACAGGUGACCACCAAGCGUCCCGAAACUACAGACUGUUUUAACUGAAACUUUAUACCAGGACGGAGAAAUGUGGUAGAGGAUGGUGAGGUCAGAGCUGCUCGGCAUUGUGGGAUAUGACACAGGAGAGGUGAGACUGGUGGGAGUGAAGUUGUCGCCUGCAGGCGCAGGGUGGCUGUUUUUCUAUUGUCGCUGUUUAUAUUUUAUCUCCACAUUACUGACUGUUUGUACUCAAAUAAUGAGACUUGUGGUUACCAUGUUACCAGGACACUGGACUGUCACUCACACUGAGCAUGUGCAAGCUCUGACCGGCUGUGACAUCAUCAUCCUCUACUGCUGUGUGUUUCAUAUUGAGGAGAAAACUAGAAAUAGAAACGUUGAUAUAUUUAAGAAAUUAAUUCAAACCGUUUGAAGUGCUUUUAGGUGCGCUUGUACAGAGCCCGCUAGGUGUCAUGAGGGGUGGGGGGUUUAGGGGAUGGAAUCUAAUAUGUAACCACGAUUUACCGAUUAGUGCUCUGGAUUUAAUAUCAAGUUCUAUAGUUUACCUCCUCCCCUGAUGGCAGUAAAUAAGUUCAGUUAGACAUGGGUCUGACAAAGACAUUUAUGAAGUGCCCCAGUUCUUUAUGAACGGUAUGACAUCCACAGUAUAACCUGUCAUCCUGUAAAAUGCUUUUAGUGGAUCUCAAAGAUAAAACAAAGUUGUGUUUAACAGACAACACCUGAAGUAUCUCUGCAUAUCAGAGUCCAACUUAAACGUUUAUAAGAGAUCCAGUAAGAGAGUGACCUGAAGCUGAUGGGUUAUCUUAAAUCAAGAGCAUAAAUGACUAAAUCCUGCACACCAAUGAGAUGUUUUCCUCCAUGACAUCCCCAGCUGGGCUCAGUGCGCUUGUUUCGCUUAUGUCACUGGAUCACAUUUCAGUAUCCGAUCUAUUGACAUCUCCUCAACAUAUCAUUUUGUGUUCAAAUACUUGAAGUGUGUCGAGCCUGUCGGUUAUUUUCAGGCUCUGGUAGUGCUUCUCCUGCCGCUCCAGGUAGGACGAAUCGAGCGCUCGUGAGUUACUGAUGUAGUUUAAACAUGUGUUUCCAAUCCAGGCCUGACAGCCUGAUCUUGAUCUGUGCAGUGAGCGCUCUGUUCUCGUUGUGUUAAGUCUCACUCUGACUUUCAGAGCCGACGGGUUGUUGAGAACCAAAUUGUGCCAUUUGCUAUAAUUUUGUUUAUCUAUUUUGUUACUUUUGUUUUCAGAUGUUUUUUUUUUCUUUAAGAGGUCAAACCACGUCUUUCCCCCUUCCCUUCAUAGUCAGAGCUGUUACCAUGGCUACAGCCAGGAGAUGCUUUAUCCAUAGCAACAGCUUUGUAACUGUACUGUAUUGAUGCCAAACUCCACCCAGCUGUCUAGAUGGCCGUUAGUGUUCUUCACUGGUGAAAGAUGAACUAAUCCGUGAAAAAGACGUGUCAUACCUCACCCAGUGCAGGCUGGGACAGGAUGCAGCCCCCGGUAACCUUGAAUGGGAUAGAUGUGAUGUUUAAAGGACUAUAUGUGGAUAUAUGUUGAUCAUUUUUCAUCUCUUUUUAGAUUAUUUAUUUUUCUUCCUUCCAGACGACAAUUUAACUUUUAUUUCAGCCUGCAGAGGCUUGAAACUUUACUAAACUUCUAAAUAAUUUCCUAUUUUGUAAAAAAAAAGGUUAAAUAUGUUUUAUUUUAUACUAACUUCAAACACUACUACUGUACUAUGAAGUAGCAUAUAAUGUAUACCGUGUACUGGGACACAGCUCUUUCUGGUGGUGCAUUCAAGGAUGCACUGACAUCAAAGAGCCUAAAAGCACAGCUAUUGUUUAAUUCACAUUAAAACUUCUUUACUAUAAUAAAUACAUUUAAACAUGAGUAGGCAGUGUUGCAAGACAAGUUUAGCGUGCGUGUGUCUUCUAAGCUACAGUAUGUCCUUGAAAUCACCAACGAGGACAGACAUUCAUUUAAUUGUUUUCCUGCACAAUCUUCAAUUAAACAUGGAGUGUUUCACGUCUCUGCAGGUUGAUUAUUUUUAUAGAAAUUAACAAACCAAAAGGAAGGACAUCACUCGAAAAACUGAUGGAAAAUAAUCUGCAGGAGUGGAUCGUACAUGAGCUAAAACAUGCAAAACCUUUUGUAGCUCGACAAGUUCGAACCUUCAAGAUGUUACGUAAAUCCAUUACUGAUAGUCUGUUACAGAUUUUUUUUUUUUUCUUUACACGUCCUCCAUACAUCACUCAGUCAAAAUUAUGUAAGUGGCAUAUAUGCUGCACUCAAGUUAUAUCUAAUGUGUGGGAAAUACUAGCUUCUGACGGGAAGGUGUCUGUUACAGGUCUCAGUACCGACGUCACAAAAGUAACCAAAACUUUAUAUAGGAUGAUGUCCGUUCAAAGUUUCACUCUGUAUUUAGUUUGCCGUUUUUUUUUUUUUUUUCUCCAACUUGACCUGAAUGCAGCAUCAAUGUCGUUGCAGCUACAGAAACACCUGAGUGUUCUAAAGAUGAUGGUGUGCAGCUUCAUGAAGCACAAUCACGUUACAACCAGACAGGAUUAAUCUAAAAAAUAUAUAUAUUUUUAAUUUAACCUCAAGCUCUGCGUCAGUUCCUCAAACCAAACUUUUCGGACUCGACUGAGACUGUAAUCUUUAAUCUCCUGUUUGAUUUUUCUCUCUUUCUCAAAGAUGAUGUCAAAAACAGAAAGUUGGACCAACAUUAUAUAUAUUUUUUACACUCUGAGUCUGAAGCACUGCAGAGUUGUCACGCAAUAUCCCGGAAUCCACCAGUGUUAUUACAUCCUGUAUUUGCUGAUGUUGUCGUCGUCCUCCCGUUUAGCUCUCUGUUGCUGCUGCGUCUCAUAGGAAAGUUUCAUCACUCCUCCGGACAACACUGUGUAGUUCCUACACAUUUAGCAAACAGUGAAGAUUAAUUCUGCGCAUCUCUGCUAGAGCUCCAACGAUUAAUCGAUUAGUUGAUCAGCAUAAAAUGAAUCUGCAAAGGUUUAAGUCAUUUCUCAGUUUUCUGCUUCCAAAAAUCAAAGAUUUCUUUCUUUGUCAUAUAUGAUAUUAACCUGAAUAUCUUUUGUGUUUUGGACUGUAGGUCAAAUAUAAUCAUGGUCACAUCGAGCUAUGGGACAUUGUAACGGGUAGAUUUCACUUUUUUUUUAAAUAUUUUUCUGAAUUGAAAACUGACAUACUGAAAGCUUUCAAUGCUCAUCAUUAUAAUCAGCUGUAUUUAUUUUUGACAAAGUUCUCACGCAGAUGCUUACUCUUUGAGAGCUUUUGUAGAAAAACAUGUUUAUUUUGUCUAUUCUGGUAGCCAAUCAUUUCAACUUUCCGAUGGGACAUGAAGCAACAUGGCCACCAGUUAAAACGGACAUUACUCAACUGAUGAUGAACCGAAGCUUUUUGAAACUUGUUUUUGUAUGUCAGUACUUGUUACUGAAUAUAAAUCUUUAGUUUUACUGAGAAGACUUAUUUUAGCUGAUGAUAAUUAUUAUAACGGAAAAAGAAAUGUACGCGGUCAAGUAUUUCUCCUCCUCGUGUACAUGAUGCAGAACAUUUGCUGAUUGCUGCACUUUAACUUUCUUUUCAACGUGUGCCUCUAAUCAUUCUUCAUGUUCAUAUCUGUUUUUAUAUAUAAACAAAGAGACGCUGAAUGACGUCUUUGUGUUGUGCAUUUGCAGUUGCUUUUAUCUUAAGAACAUAAUUUUGAAUAAUAUCUAUGAUAAUAAUUAUAAUAAAGACAAAUGUAUGGAAUUUAAAA